GUGGCUGGGAAAUUUUAACUUCUUUAAUGUAAAUUUGUAAAAUUUCAUUGUUAGCAAGUGUAAGAACAACAGAAUUCCAUGAGUUUCUGACGCUUUGUUGCACCUUAUCUUCAAUUUACUAUCUUUGCUUCUAAAGUUCGUAUUUUAGUAAAAAUUAAAAUAAAUUAAACCAACCGAAAAAAACAGACACGUAAACGUCAUCGAUCGGUUCGAAGAUGGACAAAUUAUAAUUGAUCGGCAGAUAACGGUUGCAAACAUCUUCCCAUGUUUCCUCAACUUGUAACAAAACAAACAAGAAAUUCUCUUGUUAAAUUUUUAUUUUCAUGUCAUAAUGUUAAUAAAAAAUUCUCUCUACCGAUAUCAACUUCUACUGUUGGUAACCAAGGAUGUAAUUCAACAAAUUUUUCUCCUCCACCUCCAAAAAAAUCAAAUAAAGCUACUAAACAAGUGUCAAAGAGUAGGAAAAUAUCCGAAGAUAUAACAGCAAAACGAGAAACUAAAGAGAAAAAGAUUCGUGUUGUUGAAACUCCCAGAUUAGCUUCUGAAGCAUCUUUUAAAUUUGAUGAUAAAAAAAGAUUUAAAAAUGAAUUAAAAUUAAAAAGAUUUGAAUAUGGUAGUUUAGCACAACCGCCAAAUGAUAAUAAUAACAGAAUUAGGAAUCAGCAAUUUAGGGAAGAAUUAGAAUUAAGCCAAAGAAAAAAAGAAUGGUAUAUUAAAAUAAGACAAGAAAGAAAAGCAAAAUUAGAUAAAAUUAAUGAAACCAUUAAAAUUUUAUCCUUAUCUUCUAAUCCAAAAGAAUUUUGCAGUGUUAAAUAUAGUGAAAUGAAAAGAGAAAAUGCUCUCGAAAAUUAUCGUAAGCGAGAAUUAGGAAAAUGUAGAGAAAGAAGAAUAAAUUUAUUAAAUUUAUACUAUAAUUCUUCAGAUUUUGUUACUUUAAAUAACUUAGACACAAAGAUUGCUGAUAUGUAUGAUGAAGUAAGACAACCUUUUACGACAACUCUUGAAGAUAUGCAAAUCGAUUAUCUAGAAGGUGGUGGCAUUGUUGAUGAUUUAGAACUUAAAAGAAGAUUGGAUAGAAUUAAAGAUAUUUUGAGUGAUACGUCUCAAGGUGGAAAUCAAAAGCUUGGUCUAAAUAAAAUUGAAGAAUUGCAUAAAAGAAAAGAAUCAGAAACGAAAUCUUUACAUUCGAAUAUAGAAUUGGAACCAAAACUUGCACAAUCAUUAGAUUCUUGAAGCUUGUCUAUAUUU
This is a messenger RNA of Rhizophagus irregularis DAOM 181602=DAOM 197198, 1248 nucleotides long. RefSeq lists its product as uncharacterized. The record is from RefSeq and is a predicted model, not a curated record. Lineage: Eukaryota; Fungi; Glomeromycota; Glomeromycetes; Glomerales; Glomeraceae.